UAGACCUGACUGAAACCCCCUAGGAUCUUGGUGUCUGGACAUAGGAGAGCCAGCUUCUGAAAGCCCCUGUGUCAGCAUUUGAGGAAUGAUGGUAUAGUGCUAUUGUUAUCUUCAAGUGUUGUGAAGCACAAACUUUUCAAAUCACUGUAGAUAUGGACAGAGAAGAAAGGAAGACUAUCAACCAGGGUCAAGAAGAUGAAAUGGAGAUUUAUGGUUAUAAUUUGAGUCGCUGGAAACUUGCCAUAGUUUCUUUAGGAGUGAUUUGCACUGGUGGGUUUCUCCUCCUGCUCCUCUACUGGAUGCCAGAGUGGCGGGUGAAAGCAACCUGUAUCAGAGCUGCAAUUAAAGACUGUGAAGUGGUGCUGCUGAGGACUACUGAUGAAUUCAAAAUGUGGUUUUGUGCAAAAAUUCGCUUUCUUUCUCUGGAAAGUCACCCAUUUGUUAAUCCAAAAUCUAUAGCUAAUAAGAUUUCAAAUGGCCAUGCAGUCCAUUUAACUGAGAAUCCUGCUGAAGAUACUAGCCAUGAAAUGAAUAAAUAUUCACAGACUCAGUCACAACAGAUUCGUUAUUUCACCCACCAUAGUGUAAAAUAUUUCUGGAAUGAUACCAUUCACAAUUUUGAUUUCUUAAAGGGACUGGAUGAAGGUGUUUCUUGUACGUCAAUUUAUGAAAAGCAUAGUGCAGGACUGACAAAGGGGAUGCAUGCCUACAGAAAAUUGCUUUAUGGAAUAAAUGAGAUUGCUGUGAAAGUGCCUUCUGUUUUUAAGCUUCUAAUUAAAGAGGUUCUCAAUCCAUUUUACAUUUUUCAGCUGUUCAGUGUUAUACUGUGGAGCACUGAUGAAUACUAUUACUAUGCUCUAGCCAUUGUGAUUAUGUCUAUAGUAUCAAUUAUGAGCUCACUAUAUUCCAUUAGAAAGCAAUACAUUAUGUUGCAUGACAUGGUGGCAACUCACAGUACUGUGAGAGUUUCAGUUUGUAGAGUAAACGAAGAAAUAGAGGAGAUUUUUUCUACAGACCUCGUGCCGGGAGAUGUCAUGGUUAUUCCAUUAAAUGGGACAGUCAUGCCUUGUGAUGCAGUACUCAUUAAUGGUACUUGUAUUGUCAAUGAAAGCAUGUUGACAGGAGAGAGUGUUCCAGUGACAAAGACUAAUUUGCCAAAUCCUUCAGUGGAUAUAAAAGGAAUGGGAGAGGAAUUAUACAGUCCAGAAACACAUAAACGACACACUCUGUUUUGUGGGACGACUGUUAUUCAGACCCGUUUUUACACUGGAGAACUUGUUAAAGCCAUAGUAGUUAGGACAGGAUUUAGUACUUCCAAAGGACAACUGGUCCGCUCUAUAUUGUAUCCUAAACCAACUGACUUUAAACUCUACAGAGAUGCUUACUUAUUUCUACUAUGUCUUGUGGCAGUGGCUGGCAUUGGGUUCAUCUACACAAUUGUCAAUAGCAUUUUAAAUGAGGUAGAAGUUGGAGAAAUCAUUAUUGAAUCUCUUGAUAUCAUUACAAUUACUGUACCACCUGCACUUCCUGCUGCAAUGACUGCUGGUAUUGUAUAUGCUCAAAGAAGACUGAAAAAUGUUGGUAUUUUCUGUAUCAGUCCUCAAAGGAUAAAUAUCUGUGGACAGCUGAAUCUUGUUUGUUUUGACAAGACUGGAACUCUUACUGAAGAUGGUUUAGAUCUGUGGGGGAUUCAACGAGUGGAAAAUACCCGAUUUCUUUUGCCAGAAGAGAAUGUUUGUAAUGAGUUGUUGGUAAAAUCUCAGUUUGUUGCUUGUAUGGCUACUUGUCAUUCACUCACAAAAAUUGAAGGAGUGCUCUCUGGUGACCCACUUGAUUUGAAAAUGUUUGAAGCCAUUGGAUGGAUUCUGGAAGAAGCAACUGAAGAAGAAACAGCACUUCAUAAUCGAAUUAUGCCCACUGUGGUUCGUCCUCCCAAACAGCUGCUUCCUGAAUCUACACCUGUAGGAAACCAAGAAAUGGAGCUGUUUGAACUUCCAGCUAUUUAUGAGAUAGGAAUCGUUCGUCAGUUCCCAUUUUCUUCUGCUUUACAACGGAUGAGUGUGGUUGCAAGAGUGCUAGGGGAUAAGAAAAUGGAUGCCUACAUGAAAGGAGCCCCUGAGGUCAUUGCCAGCCUUUGUAAACCUGAAACAGUUCCAGUUGAGUUUGAGGAAGUUUUAGAAGAUUACACUAAACAAGGCUUCCGUGUGAUUGCUCUUGCACACAGAAAAUUGGAAUCAAAACUAACAUGGCAUAAAGUACAGAAUAUUAGCAGAGAUACCAUUGAAAACAACAUGGAUUUUAUGGGAUUAAUUAUAAUGCAGAACAAAUUAAAGCAAGAAACCCCUGCAGUACUUGAAGAUUUGCAUAAAGCCAACAUUCGCACUGUCAUGGUCACAGGUGACAACAUGUUGACUGCUGUCUCUGUGGCCAGAGACUGUGGAAUGAUUCUACCUCAGGAUAAAGUUAUUAUUGCUGAAGCAUUACCUCCAAAGGAUGGGAAGGUUGCUAAGAUAAAUUGGCAUUAUGCGGACUCCCUAACACAGUGCAGUAAUUCAACAGCAGUUGGCUCAGAGGAUAUUCCAAUUAAAUUGGUCCAUGAUAGCUUAGAAGAUCUUCAGAUUACUCCUUAUCAUUUUGCAAUGAAUGGAAAAUCAUUUUCAGUGAUACUGGAGCAUUUUCAAGACCUCGUUCCUAAAUUGAUGUUGCAUGGUACUGUGUUUGCUCGUAUGGCACCUGAUCAGAAGACACAGCUGGUAGAAGCAUUGCAAAAUGUAGAUUACUUUGUUGGGAUGUGUGGUGAUGGUGCAAAUGAUUGUGGCGCCUUGAAGAGAGCACAUGGAGGCAUUUCCUUAUCUGAACUUGAGGCUUCAGUGGCAUCUCCUUUUACCUCUAAAACUCCUAGCAUUUCCUGUGUGCCAAACCUUAUCAGGGAAGGUCGUGCUGCUUUAAUGACUUCCUUCUGUGUGUUUAAGUUUAUGGCAUUGUACAGCAUCAUACAGUACUUCAGUGUUACUCUCCUGUAUUCUAUUUUAAGUAACCUAGGAGAUUUCCAGUUCCUCUUCAUUGAUCUGGCAAUCAUCUUGGUAGUGGUAUUUACAAUGAGUUUAAAUCCUGCAUGGAAGGAACUUGUGGCACAAAGACCGCCUUCAGGUCUUAUAUCUGGGGCACUACUCUUCUCCGUUUUGUCUCAGAUUGUCAUCUGCAUUGGAUUUCAAUCUCUGGGAUUUUUUUGGGUCAAGCAGCAGCCGUGGUAUCCAUCUUUAGACGCUUGUAAUACAACAAGAAGCCUAUUUCAGAAUUCUUCACACUUAGAGAAUGAAACUGAACUUGAUACACAUAAUAUACAGAAUUAUGAAAAUACCACAGUGUUUUUUAUCUCCAGUUUUCAGUACCUCAUAGUGGCAAUUGCCUUUUCAAAAGGAAAACCCUUCAGGCAACCUUGCUACAAAAAUUAUUUUUUUGUUGUAUCUGUGAUUAUUUUGUAUGUCUUCAUAUUACUCAUCAUGUUGCAUCCAGUUGCCUCUGUUGACCAGGUUCUUCAGAUAAUGUGUGUACCAUAUGAGUGGCGGAUAACUAUGCUCAUCAUUGUUCUUGUCAAUGCCUUUGUAUCUAUCAUGGUGGAGAGCUUCUUCCUUGACACGGUCCUUUGGAAAAUUGUGUUCAAUCGAGACAAACAAGGAGAGUAUCGCUUCACCACACAGCCACCACAGGAGUCAGUGGAUCGGUGGGGGAAAUGCUGCUUGUCUUGGGCACUGGGCUGUAGAAAGAAGACGCCAAAGGCAAAGUACAUGUAUCUGGCACAGGAGCUCUUGAUUGAUCCGGAAUGGCCACCCAAACCUCAGACAACAACAGAAGCUAAAGCUUUGGUAAAGGAGAAUGGAUCAUGUCAGGUCAUCACCAUAACAUAGCAAUGACUUGGUGUCAGUGGUUUGCUAAUAGCAGUGUUCAGGAGAGAGAGUGAUUUUAUGAUUUCCUGAUCCUGUGUAUCAGAAUGGGCACUAUUUCAAUUUAUGCUUCUUCUUCUGAUAAUACAGUAAUUGAUUUGAAAGCUUUGCUUUAAAACACAUACAAAAGAGAGAGUGACAUUGAAUUCAGACCUGGGUAUAUCUUCAUUCAGUAACCUAAGUAUUAUAUAAAUAUUGUAGAAUUUGACUGUUACCCUAUGUGAUUAUUUAUAUUGGGUACCAGAGAAAUCUGGUGUUCAGUAAGUUUUUCAACAUUGGCUUUUGAAACUAGUUUGCUUUUUAAAAUUUAUUCUCACAACCCCUUUUGACAGGAAAUGUUUAUAAGUGUAUAUAUAUAUAUAUAUAUAUACACACACAUAUGUAUAUUAUAGAUAUAUAUAUAUAUAGAUAUAUAUAUAUAUAUAUAUUACAGGCCCUAAAUUUGUGAUUGUUAAAAAUAAAAUGGCUGUUCAUAACCUCCAUUGAAAACAAAUUGAAAGCCUGAUUUCAUUUCAGUAUUUCUUCCAAAGAAUUCCCUGUAAACAUACAUAUAACAGUUCCCUUUGAUGGUUAGAAGUUAGGAAUGAGGUUAUGUGGUGUUGCUUAUAGAACAACUCAGGUAAUUCUGUGUAUGGUUUAUAUUUUCUGUGCAAACUGCCUGGGUUUAUUUUUCUAAUCAGUAAGGUGCUUCACUGCUUCUUGAUGUCCUCCAAGUUGUUGAGUGGAUCUUGUGCUAUGUCUGGGGUCAGUAGUCUACUUUGCUUCACUUGAACCUUGGCAAAUCUUUUUCACUAGAAAAAGGCAGUAGAUAGAAAUCUUAUUUUUCUAAUAGCUCUUCAUACCUCUUUUUGUUCAGAAUUUGUUUUAUUUUAAUUAUCUAAAGACAGGAUAAUAGUGAGCUUUAGUUUUUGCAUUUUGUUAGUUAAUAUUUUACCUUGAAAGUUUUUUUUUUCAAGGUUUCCUGUCAAUAAUGAGGCUUUUAAAAAUUGGUAUUGGAUUUGAAUAACUACUGAUUUUUCAAAGCAGUGUGAAAUUGGUGAACGUUUGUUACAAAGCCACUAGAUGGCGCCAGCAUACUUUUGUUUGUUAACAUUUUUGGUGUGGCAAUUUCUGGGAGAUAAAAAAAUCCAGGUAACAAAGUUAAAGAAUUGAAGACAUUCAGUGAGCCAAAAGAAGGAAAUAUUGGAAAGUUUUUCAACUUUCUGUUUUGUCCAAUUAAUGUUUAAAUUCUAGAGGAAUUUUAAAGCUACUUUUUAAAUACCCACAGUUAAAAUUGACAUAGGACUGAUAUUGCUGUAAAUGAACCCUAAAUUAUUAAAGCAAUGUGACGUUGUUCUAUGUUCUCAUUUAACAAUCACAUGUUUGCUUUUCACUCCUAGCUGAUCAUUACAUAGUUUCCAAUCUACCAGGUGUUACCCAGAAUUGUAGAACCAAAUGUUUCUUCUUAUUUAUGCUGCAAAGAACUGAAUGAUGUUUGAUAACUGUAGAACAUAUAAAUUACACUCAGGAUCACUGUUACUGCUAUUGCCACUGAUGAUUAUUACAAAAAAUACAAUCCAUAUUUUCAUCAAAAUGUAUAAUGUGAUAUUAAUACACAUUAGAUAAGAACAAUUAUUCCAUGAAUGAAUCUAUGAAGCUAUGCAUCUUAGACCUCUUGAGCUGUGAAUUAGCACUAUUUUCUAUAAUUUCAUGAUCUCUUGAUUGUUUUAUAAUGCUCAUAUCCACUUAAAAUAUGCUCAAGUAUUACUCUUUAGUGAUUUCCACAAUUGCAAAUUUUAUUCUUUUGGUUAAAUACUGAAGCAUAUCAUUCCAGUAAUUGCCAAGUACAAUUUAAAAAUCCAGUUAUUGAUUGUAUUUAACAUCUUUAAGAGCAUGAUCAUAAAAACCUAUUUUUGACAUACAUAUCUUUUAAUGUUUAGAGUUAAGGGUUUCUAGCUCAUCUCCCCAUAUAAUAAUUUUCAUCAAAGGAAUAAGGUUUGGGGUAGAUGGGAGAGCAUCGGUAGGCAGUUAGACUUAAAAAGACAGGAUAGGUUUUCAAGGUGAGAAUAUUAUUUGAGGAAUAUCUGUGAAUCCAGGUGUGGCUCCUGCUCAGUGCCAUAGACAGUCCUCUCUGUAGGUCACCAUUACGUAGUAGUUUUGGUUCUGAGUUUUACAUUAAAUUAUUUGAGUGUAUACAGACCUAAUUUUUAAAAUCUGUACAUAUAUUAUUUUGAUGUAUUAAGAUUGAUAAAUAUUGCUGAUUUAAAUUUUAUUUAUGCACAUACUUAAAGGACAGAAAUGUCCGGGAAAGUAAUUGUUAAAUAAUGAUAUGUAACUUUUUAACUUUUUAAAUAAAUAACAAGAUUUUUAAUGUGUGUGUCCCUCAGGGUUGUUUAAAGUUUUUUUUUCCCCCUCAAAUAUACAUAUGUUUUCUAUCUUUUAGCACCAACUGCUGUCAAGCGAUGCUGCAAAUAAUGCUUUGAAUAAGAGUGGCUAAGCCAACAGCAAAAGAAAUACUUUUUAUAGUAGUUUUAUAAUCCUUAAAUUCGAAAAGCUUUCCAAAUUGCACUUGCAUUUAAACAAAACUGUUGCAGUUUUUACUCUAUUUAUUUCCUUUUCCCAUAUUGUUGAAAGUAUUGCACAGUUUCAAAAGGCAUGAUUAAUAUAUCGAUGUUUAUGUAGUCUGUUUCAAACCAGCUAUUGACAACUAUCCAACAAAGAACAGAAUUCAAGCUUUAGAAAAAACACUGAAUAUUUCAUGCAUGCAAUUUUGACAUAUCUGGAAAUAGGCUUUUGUAUAUUUAUGGUGGGAGGUGGUGGGGAGCUUUUAAUAAGAUAGGAUGUCAAUGUUUGUACAGUCUGGGCAUUUACACAUAUUUUUAAUGUAUUAAAAUUUGGUAAUUAUGUGCACAUGAAAUUAAUGAAAUAGUUUUUUCCUGUUAUGAUUUGUGAAUUCCCUAAGAACCUGGAUUUUUUUAAGUAACUUUAUAUCAGAAAUGAUACUGCAUCUUUAUAUUUUUAAAAUUGUAUUGCUGCUCAAGAAUGGUACCCUAUUGUCAAAAAGGCAUACAUUCAUAAUUGUACAUUCAGCAUUGUAAAUAACCUUAUUAAAUCUUUUUUUGAUUGAAGCUAUUAAAAAUAAAAACUGAAAUGAAUUGUG
This is a messenger RNA of Dipodomys ordii (Ord's kangaroo rat), 7083 nucleotides long. RefSeq names its product ATPase type 13A3 (gene Atp13a3). Gene Ontology annotation, molecular function: ATP binding; ATPase-coupled monoatomic cation transmembrane transporter activity; P-type ion transporter activity. Lineage: Eukaryota; Metazoa; Chordata; Mammalia; Rodentia; Heteromyidae. The transcript has 34 exons. The coding region runs from base 153 to 3908 and encodes 1251 amino acids. Gene Ontology annotation, biological process: polyamine transmembrane transport; intracellular calcium ion homeostasis. Gene Ontology annotation, cellular component: late endosome membrane. The record is from RefSeq and is a predicted model, not a curated record.